GGGUCAGUAUAUAUUGAGCAGCCUGCAGUGUUUUUGGUUCCUUCCCGAGCAGCAUAAGGUGAGCCACUGUAUCACUGUACCCUAGGAUCCACUGGUCUCAGACAUGGCACGUCUGGCCCUCCCCGUCUUCCUCCUCCUCUGCUUCUCCCUGCUCCGCCUCGGCUCCAGCCGCCCGUCUCGCAGCAGGAAGGCUGUGUCAGCUCGUCAGUCCGGAGAUGCAGCUGCAGAGGAAGAUGAUGUGACGUCCCAGCUCGAGAGGUUGUGGCUGGAGGUGAACUCACUGAAAGAGAUGCAGGCGUUGCAGACAGUCUGUCUCCGUGGCAUCAAAGCUCACAGGAAAUGUUACCUAACCAUCGAGGAGCCCAAACAUUACCACGAGGCGAAUGAAGAUUGCAUCGCCCAGGGGGGAACCCUUGCUACGCCAAGGGACAUGAUGGAGAACAAUGAACUGUGGGACUAUGCAAAGAGGAGUGCUCCGGGAUCCAAGGACUUCUGGAUCGGCGUGGCAGACAUAGUGAAAGAAGGCCAGUAUGUUGAUGUCAACAGCUUGCCCGUCAGCUUUUUACACUGGGACCGCUCCAAGAAGCAACCCACAGGAACCAAGAGGGAGAGCUGUGUUGCCCUGUCAGUGGCUGCACAGGGAAAGUGGUACGAUGAGGUGUGUCGCAACCUGAAAAAGUACAUCUGUGAAUAUGUCAUUCCUUAAAGGUCCAGUGUGUACGAUUUACAUGAAAGGGAUCUUUUGGCAGAACUUGAGCAUAAAAUAAUCCUAGUGAUUUUUUCACUAGUGUGUUUCAUCUCAAAUUUAUGAAUUGUUUUUUAUUUUCUUUACCCUAGAAUUGGUCCUUUAUACUUAAUUAGUUUACAUUUACAUUUGGAGCCGGGUCCUAUCUACGGAGGCCGCCAUGUUCUUUGCAGUAACCCAGAAUGGACAAAAUAAACGCCUUCUAGUUUUUAUGACAACUGAAAGUUCCCACAGGUUCUCUCUCAUGUUUGGAAGGGGAGGGUGAGGUGAAGGGGACUAGGCUGCAACAUGCAACUUCACCACUAGAGGUCACUAAAUUCUACUCACUGAAUCUUUAAGGGAGGGAGUGUUGUUGACAGCUUGUUCAUCAUUCACCUUGGUCAUUGAUUAAGACUGAGCAUGGUGUCAAAUUUCUGGCAAUUAAUGAUGAAAACAUAACUUAUUAUUGGUUCUUUUUCAUUUCUAACCAAAUUUCUUUGAUUAAAAAAUGAUUAUAUAUUUGGUUGAAUACAGGAAUACUUUCCUAAGUCCCAAAGCUUCAGGUGAUGACUGCCAACGGAAAUAAACCAAAAAUGUAAUCUGAUUUUUCUUAUCACCAUUUUUCCAGAAGUUCAAAAUGUUAUCAUCUUUCUGUAUUAAAUUUACAAAUGUCUUCA
Messenger RNA from Pleuronectes platessa (European plaice), 1401 nucleotides. RefSeq names its product C-type lectin domain family 3, member A (gene clec3a). Bases 104 to 706 code for a protein of 200 amino acids. The transcript has 3 exons. Lineage: Eukaryota; Metazoa; Chordata; Actinopteri; Pleuronectiformes; Pleuronectidae. The record is from RefSeq and is a predicted model, not a curated record.